UGCCGGGAGGGCGGCCCGCGCUCACAGUCUUCCAUUCACGGCCAGAAGCGGCUGUGACUUGGACGCUGGCACGGGUUUCGCCUGCAGCCGCAACUCUCACCACCGCUUUGCUCCCGUCCCUUCCCCACCGAGACGCCCUUUCCAGCACCCGACACCUCGGGGCAGAGUGAACUUACUAGAAGACAGCAAGAACCACAGAUUUUGAAAAUGGAAAACAAAGCACCUGUGGAUUCUCAUAAAGUUACCAAAGAGUCCAUCCUAACAGAAGAGUUGAUUACGGAAGGAAAAUGGGUCAAGCUUGAACGAACAACUUAUGUGGAUCCCACUGGUAAAACAAGAACUUGGGAAACUGUGAAACGUACUACUAGGAAAAAAGGACUUUCUGCUGAUGGUGUGGCAAUUAUCCCCGUAUUACAAAGAACUCUUCAUUAUGAAUGCAUUGUCCUGGUGAAGCAGUUCAGACCCCCAAUGGGAGGCUACUGCUUAGAGUUCCCUGCAGGUCUCAUAGACGACAACGAAAGCCCAGAGACAGCUGCUCUUCGAGAGCUUGAGGAAGAAACUGGUUACAAAGGUGAUGUUGCUGAAUGUUCUCCAGCUGUAUGCAUGGACCCAGGUUUGUCAAAUUGUACCACACAUAUAGUGACUGUGAUGAUUAAUGGAGAUGAUGCUGAAAAUGUGAGACCUAAACCAAAGCUUGGAGAUGGAGAAUUUGUGGAAGUAGUUUCUUUACCAAAGAAUGAUCUGCUGAAGAGAAUUGAUGGUACUCUUCUGCAUUACUUCCUAUUGAAAUUCUACCCAUCUUUCUUUGUCCAGCUCAACUGAUACUACCUCCUUAAAGCCUCCCCAGGAUAGCACCAUCCAGAAGUGAUUGUUCUCACCUCUGAAUUCUCAAUGUACUUUGUGCCUCUCAUUUAAUAUUUUUCAUAUACUUUCUUUCUAAUUGGGUUAUCUGCGCGUGCUUUGUUUCCUCUACUACAUCACAAGAUCCUUAUUAGUUGGAAAUGUCUUACACAACCUUUGC
Messenger RNA from Dromiciops gliroides (monito del monte), 1021 nucleotides. It is a transcript of the gene NUDT5, whose product is annotated as nudix hydrolase 5. The record is from RefSeq and is a predicted model, not a curated record. Gene Ontology annotation, cellular component: nucleus. The transcript has 10 exons. Bases 208 to 822 code for a protein of 204 amino acids. Gene Ontology annotation, biological process: nucleoside phosphate metabolic process; ribose phosphate metabolic process. Lineage: Eukaryota; Metazoa; Chordata; Mammalia; Microbiotheria; Microbiotheriidae. Gene Ontology annotation, molecular function: ADP-ribose diphosphatase activity.